AUGGCCGAUUUCGACCUGAACGCUUCCUUCAUUCCGGCCCUGCACAAGCCAGCGGCCCUUCUCCCCAUCGCGAAGCACCGCGACGCCCUGCUGUAUCUCAUCGAGACCAAGCAGGUCACCAUUGUCGUGGGCCAUACAGGCUCUGGCAAGACGACGCAGAUCCCGCAAUUCCUCGAAGCGGCGGGAUGGUGCUCCGACGGCAAGAUCAUUGGUGUCACGCAGCCCCGGCGCGUGGCAGCCACAACCGUAGCCCUCCGCGUCGCCGAGGAGGUUGGCUGUGAGAUAGGCCAGGAGGUCGGCUACGCCAUCCGCUUCGAGGACCUCACAUCGGCCCAGACGCGCAUCAAGUUUAUGACCGACGGUCUACUCAUUAGAGAGGCACUCGUCGACCCCCUUUUAACGCGUUACUCUGUCAUCAUGGUUGACGAGGCCCACGAGCGUUCCAUCGGCACCGACAUCCUUCUGGGGCUACUAAAGAAGAUUCAAAAGAAGCGGCCCGAGCUGCGCAUCAUCAUCAGCAGCGCGACGCUGCAGGCCGAGGAGUUUCUGAGGUUCUUCACAACGAACCCCGGGGACGAGGAGAAGAAGCCGGUAGUAGCACCGGAAGACAGAGACGCCAAAGCCGGCGCUGACGACGAAAAGGGUGCAAUCAUCAGCCUAGAGGGCAGGACAUUCCCAGUCGACAUACUCUACCUCGACUCGCCCACGGAAAACUACGUCGAAAAGGCCAUAUCGACCGUCUUUGACAUCCACGCGCAGGAAGCAGAGGGCGACAUCCUCGUCUUCCUCACAGGUCGCGAGGAGAUUGACAACGCAGUCCAGGCCGUCGCCGACCGCCUCCUCGACACGCAGCAAACGCAAGGCCAGCAAACACUACAGGCACUGCCCCUGUACGCGGGGUUGACGACAGAGCAACAAAUGUACGUCUUCGACAAACCUCCCGAGGGCACAAGAAAGGUCGUCUUCGCGACGAACAUCGCCGAGGCCUCCAUCACCAUCGACGGCAUUGUUUACGUGAUCGACUGCGGCUUCGCAAAGAUGCGGGCCUACAAUCCGCAGACGGGUAUCGACUCCCUCACCUCGACAGCCAUCUCCAAGGCCUCGGCGACCCAGCGCGCCGGCCGAGCGGGACGCACACGGCCGGGCAAGUGCUUCCGGCUCUAUACCGAAGAUGCCUACCUUGGCCUGCCGGAGGUCAACGUGCCCGAGAUCCAGCGCUCUAACCUGGCGCCCUUUAUCCUGCAGCUCAAGGCCCUCGGCAUCGACAACGUGCUGCGCUUCAACUUCCUCAGUCCGCCGCCCUCGGAGCUCAUGGCCAAGGCACUGGAGCUGCUCUACUCGCUGGGCGCGCUCGACGAGUACGCCAAGCUGACGAAGCCGCUGGGCUACCGCAUGGCGGAGCUGGCUGUUGAGCCGAUGAUGGGCAAGACGCUACUGAGCGCGCCGUCAUUCGGGUGCCUGAGCGAGGUGCUCACGAUCGCGGCCAUGACGAGCGCUGGCGGGAACAACGUCUGGUUCCACCACGACGGCGAGCGCAAGGAAAUGGAGACGUCGCGGCGCAAGUUCGCCGCCGACGAGGGCGACCACUUGACGCUCCUCAACGUCUACCACGCGUUUGUGACCAAGGGCCGGAAGGAGGCCAAGUUCUGCCGGGAGCACAACCUCAACUUCAAGACCAUGACGCGCGCUGUCAGCAUACGAGCGCAGCUGAAGCGAUAUCUCGAACGGUUCGGCGUCGCUGUUGACGAGUCGCUCAGCUCGGCGGCGGCGGCGGCGCAACAGCGACAGCAGGAGAACAACAUGGUCAAGGCGGAACAGAUCCGGAGGUGCCUUACGAGCGGCUACUUUGCCCAUGCGGCGAGGAUGCAGCCCGACGGCACGUUCCGCAACGUGUCGGGAGAGACAACGCUGCAUGCGCACCCGAGCUCGCUCAUGUUCAACCGCAAGGCUGACUGGGUCAUCUUUCACGAGGUCAUGGAGACGGGCACAAAGAUCUUCAUUCGGGAUGUCACCAAGAUUGACAAGAAUUGGCUGGUGGAGUACGCCCCAGAGUUUUAUCAGGUCGUGGACAAGUCGGCGAGAGCGCGCGAGGCUGAAGCUGAAACGUCAUGA
This is a messenger RNA of Colletotrichum higginsianum IMI 349063, 2112 nucleotides long. RefSeq names its product Helicase associated domain-containing protein. Bases 1 to 2112 code for a protein of 703 amino acids. Gene Ontology annotation, molecular function: RNA binding; ATP binding. Lineage: Eukaryota; Fungi; Ascomycota; Sordariomycetes; Glomerellales; Glomerellaceae. Gene Ontology annotation, cellular component: intracellular anatomical structure; catalytic step 2 spliceosome. The record is from RefSeq and is a predicted model, not a curated record. The transcript has a single exon.